GAGUCGCGUAUAUAGGACAAAGCCCCAAUCCACAUAACUUUUCUUUAUCCUCUAAAGCCCCUUGAAUCGGCGAUCGGAAUAUCCAAAUGAUUCCUUCGCCGGUGAAGUCAUUAUUUUUUUGGCAGAAGUCUAUUUUCAAACAGUAGAAUAAAUUACAUUAUUUCAAUUGAAUAGUACAACUUAUUUUUAAUAAUAUCACUACAAAUAAAAAUUGAUGAGAAGAAGAAAAAACUCUCAAAUUCACCCUCGCCUCCAUUUUUGAAUUUUCAUUUCAAUCAUUCAGUCUUCAAUCCAAAUUCUUCUCUAAGCUCACAAACUUUAUUCGAGAUUCUGAAUUUCAAAGUUUGGAUACUGAUGGAACCACCGGAGAACGACAUCGUAGCAUUCGAGUCAGCUGAGAAGAUAAUCCUCCGGUGGGAUUCCACGGCAUCGGAAGAUGCUCGAGAGAAGAUGAUAUUCGCCGGCGAUCGCCACGAGAUCGAUCGUUACCUGCAAGCUGUCGAUGAAAUCCAACGGUCAAUGGAAUUCGCUACACUUUCCGACGACCAGAACAAAGCUAAUAGUGCGAUCCAGAUCGCCAUGGCUCGGCUUGAAGAUGAGUUUCGCAACAUACUCAUUGCUCACACAACUCCGAUGGAAGCUGAAUCUCUUACUGACACCAGUAACGAAGACUACCACGACAACAACAGUGAGGUUGACUCGCCGUUGACCAAGGAGUUGGAGCAUCAAGAGAGUAACAGCAGCGGCAGCUAUCGAUCUACAAAUAGCAUCCGCGAAAUCGAUCUCAUGCCGUCCGAUGCAAUUUACGAUCUUCGAUGCAUCGCCGAGCGAAUGAUUUCCGCCGGGUAUCUCCGGGAGUGUAUUCAGGUGUAUGGCAGUGUACGCAAGUCUGCAGUGGACUCAAGUUUCCGGAAACUCGGAAUAGAGAAGCUGAGCAUCGGAGAUAUCCAGAGAUUAGAAUGGGAAACUCUAGAAACUAAGAUCCGACGGUGGAUACGAGCUGCAAAAGUAUGCGUUCGGAUACUUUUUGCUAGCGAAAAGAAGCUCUGUGAGCAAAUCUUCGAAGGUUUAGGCACUGCAACGGACGAUGCUUGUUUCACAGAGACAAUCAAAGGUCCAGCUAUUCAGCUCUUCAAUUUUGCGGAAGCCAUUAGUAUUAGUCGGCGAUCACCGGAGAAAUUGUUUAAGAUAUUGGAUCUUCAUGAUGCUUUAUCGGAUUUACUGCUUGAUAUUGAGAUUGUUUUCGAUUCAAAAUCUUCGGAGUCAAUUAGAGUUCAGGCUGUAGAGAUAUUAUCUAGGUUAGCGGAGGCUGCGAGAGGGAUAUUAUCGGAAUUCGAAAAUGCAGUGCUUCGAGAACCUUCUAAGGUUCCUGUACCUGGAGGGACAAUUCAUCCCUUGACUAGGUACGUCAUGAAUUACAUAAGUUUAAUCUCGGACUACAAACAGACUAUGCUUGAAUUGAUUGUCUCUAAGCCUUCAACAGGUUCAAGGUAUUCUAGUGAUCCUAACACCCCUGAUAUGGAUUUUGGUGAGCUAGAAUCACAGACCCCUUUGGCGCUUCAUUUGAUAUGGAUUACUGUGAUUUUGCAAUUUAAUCUUGAAGGUAAGUCUAAGUUCUAUAAAGAUACUUCUUUGGCACAUUUAUUUGUGAUGAACAAUGUACAUUAUAUUGUUGAGAAGAUUAAAGGCUCACCUGAGUUAAGGGAGAUGAUAGGGGAUGAUUAUUUAAAGAAAUUAACGGGGAAAUUCAGGCAAGCAGCUAUUAACUACCAGAGAUCAACCUGGGUUAGAGUUUUGUAUUGUUUGCGAGAUGAGGGUUUACAUGUUAAAGGCAGUUUUUCAUCUGGGGUGUCUAAGAGUGCGUUGAGAGAGCGGUUUAAGGCAUUCAAUGCUAUGUUUGAAGAGGUUCAUAGGACUCAGUCUACAUGGUUGAUACCGGAUACUCAGCUCCGGGAGGAGCUGCGUAUUUCUAUAUCCGAGAAGUUGAUCCCAGCUUAUAGAUCAUUUCUCGGAAGAUUCAGGAGUCAUAUUGAGAGCGGAAGGCAUCCGGAAAACUACAUCAAGUAUUCUGGUGAAGACAUUGAGACUGCUGUCUUGGAUUUCUUUGAGGGGUAUCAAGUUUCACAACACAUAAGACGAAGAUCUCAGUGAAAGGAUAUAAGUUUCACUAAUUAAAAUUUUAGGACAUUCUUUGAAUUUUUUUGUGGAGUCAUUUAGGAGCUGAGGUUCUGGUAUUCUGGUUUUUAUGGAGUUUGUGUAUUGUCCCACGGUAUUCCUGUAUGAUGUGCUGCGCGCAGCAGAAAAUUUUCGGAAGAUUAGCUGUAUCUAUGAUAGCUUGGCCUCUGCCUGAAUGCUCCUGCCCUGUCACCCUCUUAAGCCCAUGCCAUUUUAUCAGGUGCUUAAUUAGUUUGAACAUUGAAGGCAGCAUACUUAAGGACAUUAUCCCUAACAAAUGAAGUCUUU
Molecule: messenger RNA, 2463 nt
Organism: Nicotiana attenuata
Lineage: Eukaryota; Viridiplantae; Streptophyta; Magnoliopsida; Solanales; Solanaceae
Product: exocyst complex component EXO70A1-like
Exons: 2
Coding region: 355-2151 (598 amino acids)
Biological process (GO): exocytosis
Cellular component (GO): exocyst
Molecular function (GO): phosphatidylinositol-4,5-bisphosphate binding
Source: RefSeq, a predicted model, not a curated record